Messenger RNA from Pangasianodon hypophthalmus (striped catfish), 4925 nucleotides. It is a transcript of the gene ankrd27, whose product is annotated as ankyrin repeat domain 27 (VPS9 domain). Gene Ontology annotation, biological process: neuron projection morphogenesis; early endosome to late endosome transport. Gene Ontology annotation, molecular function: guanyl-nucleotide exchange factor activity; SNARE binding. NCBI's taxonomy places the organism in Eukaryota, Metazoa, Chordata, Actinopteri, Siluriformes, Pangasiidae. The transcript has 29 exons. The record is from RefSeq and is a predicted model, not a curated record. Gene Ontology annotation, cellular component: tubular endosome; plasma membrane; early endosome. The coding region runs from base 181 to 3411 and encodes 1076 amino acids.
GGCCAGUGAAACUGUCAAUCUUAAGUGGUAACGUUUGGGGAAGUGUUGUGGCGCUGGCUAAUGCUAUCAUGUCGAGUCAGACAGGCUGGAUUAUUAUCGGUCUGCUGUGAUAAAUGUUAAACCUGCCAUGCAGACGAGACUGACAUAAAUCAGUCGACUGAGUCAGAGUCCUGGGUCCCUAUGGCUGUGUAUGAUGAAGAUAUCCUGAAGAAUCCAUUUUACCUGGCACUGGAGAAGCAAAGACCAGACCUCUGCAGCCGAGUGGCAGAAGUGCAUGGCAUUGUCUUGGUUCCAUGCCGUGGAAGUUUAUCAGCUAGUUCAUACACAGGAGCACAGUUUGAGAGCUAUGUCCUCUUGCCUGCAGAACAAGGCUUCCAGACAGUUGAUGGGAAGGAGGUGUCAAUAGAGAAUAACCAGGUGCAUUUGGUGACUGGGUUUGUGAGCCCUGCUUCAGUCCCCAUUUUGUUUGAGGAGACAUUCUACAAUGAGAAGGAGCAGGCCUACAGUAUCCUGUGUAUCACUCGACCUAUUGACUCUGAGCCGAGCACAGUUGAGCUGAAUCUUGUCCCCGCACACUACUGCCUGAAGAAUGUGGAUGAGGUAAAGGACUUCCUGGGCCGCCAUGCCGAGAAACUGGAUAAAUUCAUUGCUGCAUUCUGCCAGUCCUUCAAAGAGCAAGAAAGGAAGGGUCUGCGCCAUCACAUAGAUGCUGUACAUGCUCUGUAUACAAAAUGUCUUCAGGGCUUGCUGAGAGAUUCGCGUCUGAAGGUGCUGACCAAACAGGAGCUUCAGAUGACUCUUCUCAAACAAGCAGUGGAGAUGUACAUACAUAAUGGUAUCCAUGAUCUCCUCUUUAGUUAUGUGGGAACUCUUGAAGCAACUCAGGAUGCUGCAUUCAAUAAAACAACAAGAGGGCUGCAGGAACUGCAGCAGAAAGAUCUUGGAGUGAAGUCAGAUUUCAGUAUAAAUAUUCCUCGUGCAAAGCGGGAAUUAAGUCAGCUUAACCGCUGCAGCUCUCCUCAGCAGAAGCUGCUCUGCCUCAGGAAGGUUGCCUUCACCAUCAUGCAGUCACCCAGCCGCAAAGUUAACUUGGAGGCUGUAUGUGCUGAUGAUCUCCUUUCAGUUAUUCUGUAUUUACUGGUGAAAACCGAAAUUCCUAAUUGGAUGGCAAAUCUCAGUUACAUUAAAAACUUCCAUUUCUGCAACUCCACCAAGGAUGACCUGAGUUACUGCCUGACAUCGUUUGAGGCAGCUGUGGAGUACAUCAGCCAAGGCAACCUUAGUCAAGGGCCAACGGGCUUAGGAGAGCUGAAUGACAAACUGUUCUUCAGGCAAAAGAUGAAUCUUCUUUCUCAGAGUGCUUCUACACCUAUAGACUGUUUGUUUGAGCAUAUAGCAAAUGGGAACAAGGCAGAAGUCCAGCGCUUGCUAAGUGAAGGCGAGAGUGAGGAAGACAGGAGACAGUUGUGUCACCCACUGUGUUCCUGUGAUGCCUGUGACCUGCAUUUGUCAGGGAGAUUAAAUGACCCAUCUAUAGUCACUCCAUGUUCCCGGGAUGACCGAGGCUACACUCCUCUUCAUGUUGCUGCUAUAUGCGGUCAGUCUCUGCUGGUUGACCUGCUGGUGUCAAAGGGAGCUUCAGUGAAUGCCACAGACUACCAUGGCCUCACACCUCUGCACCUCAGCUGCCAGAAGGGCUAUCAGGGUUUCACGCUGCUGCUGUUGCACUAUAAAGCAAACACAGAGGCUCAGGACAACAAUGGGAACACUCCUCUUCACCUGGCUUGCAUGUAUGGCCACGAGGAUUGUGUUAAGGCACUGGUUUACUACGACCUGCACACAUGCCAGCUGAAUGUGCAGAAUGAUAAGGGGGAUACGGCACUGCACAUUGCUGCUCGUUGGGGUUACGAAGGCAUCAUGGAGGUGCUGCUGGAGAACGGUGCUUCCACUCAACUCCAUAACAAGGCCAAUCAGAGCCCACUGCACUGCGCACUCAACUCCAGGGUUCUGUCCUUGCUGGAGCGCACAUAUGAUAAUGCCAGUAAAAAGGCUCCCAGUCAUUCUCCACAGCCAGCUGACAGCAGCAGUAGACGUACCUCCGUGUCCAGUACAUCCUCAGUCAUCUCUGUGGAGGCCAAUUCUGAGAGUGAGCGCACUCGCCUAAAGGAGGUGGAGAAGUUACUGCGGGCAGUGGCAGAUGGAGAUGUGGAAAUGGUGCGCUACCUGUUGGAGUGGUUAGAUGAAGAGCCGGAGGAUGAAGAGAAAGCUGAAUUGCCUGAAAAGACGGAACUGUGCCACCCUCUGUGCCAGUGUCCAAAGUGUGAACCUACACAAAAGAAGUUAUGUGUCAUGCAGCCGGACAGGUUGGGAGUGAACAGCAGCAGUGCAGAUGGUUUCACUCCGCUGCACGUGGCAGCACUGCAUGGACACACAGUACUCGUCUCUUUGCUCAUCCGCCAUGGAGCCAACAUCAAUGCCUGUAACAGCCAGAAUGCCACUCCACUCCAUCUGGCCUGCCAGAAUAACCACACACAGGUGGUGAGCUCUCUGGUGGAGUGCAAUGCCAAGCUAAAUAAGAAGGAUCAGUUUGGGAACACUCCCCUGAUCCAAGCCUGUUUAAAGGGAGAUGAGGAGACAGUAGCAUUGCUAAUGGAGAGUGGUGCCUCACUGAACCUGGCCAAUAAUCAGGGUAACACGGCUCUACACGAGGCAGUGAGAGGAGGACACAAGACUCUGGUGGAACUGCUGCUACAGGCUGGGGCUCUCACACACCUCAGGAACAAGAGACAGCGCACUGCACUGGACUGUGCUCAAGAGACUAAUACAGCGAUUCUUAGGAUUCUACAGAAAACCUGUGCAUCCAGUCUUGAAGCCGAUACAGUCAAACAGUUCUGCAUAGCCCAAGAACAUCUAGGGAAAACAUCCAAUGUUGUCCAACACAGGAGUCCUGUUAUGCAAAGAAUACAGCCGAUGAAUAAAUCCAAAGACAGUACCAGCCUCUCCACCGACUCUACAGAUAUGGGUUCAGAUGACCUGAGUUACAGAAGGCGACUACGGCGGGGAGAGACUAUUGAUGGCUGCGACCUCUUCAUCCAUUCGCCUGAAAACUCGCACCCCUUCAAACAGGCCGCACUGAACCAGGCCAAAAGCUUAAACCGCAGUCACACCAUACACCAAGACCUGACCCACAGCUCCCCUGAGGACCUGAAGCACACACAGGCUGACAGCGGAGCAGAUGACCAUCCUACUAACCUCUCACCUGAACCUGAGCAGGUUAUUGGGAAGGCCGACGAGAGAACACCGGCCAGAUUGGAGGAGGAGGAGGAGGAGGAAGAACAAGAGGAGGAGGAUCAGAACACGGGCAAAAACUUGCGUUGGGUUUCUACAGAGAUGGAUAAUAUUGCACUCUGAGAACCUCAGAGGCUGCUCUAACUUGAUGAAACAAGGAAAUCACAGGCUAUGCAUUUAGCUGUUCUUUUGAAAACUGAACUGACCAGAUUUAAUACCCUUUCUUCAGUCGGUGAUACAAAUCUCACCCAGCCACUGACACGAACAGCUGCUUUAGCUCAAACCUGAACUGCUUUUAAACAGUUUAAAGCUUCAGCUUUAAUUCAGUGAACUGACUAUGAGAUACAACUUAAAUAAAACUGCUAGGGAUUGAGAGGCUGUGAGAAUUAAUGUAUGAACUCUUAAAAUGCUUGCUUAAUGUUAUAAUUUUUAUUUGUAAUAUAAAGGGAGAUAAGGAUAAGUAUGAAGAUGUAUUUCCAGGACUAAAACAGUCAAAACACAAAAUGAGAUGCUGACAAAAACCGUACAUUUAAAAGCCCCAGAUCCUACAUUUGUUUUGGUGUUUUAUCCUUUCCACUGAAGUCCACAUAUAGCAUUGUGUGGCUUUAUGUAGGAAAAAAGUCAUAGGGUCCUUUAACUAGUAGAGAAACAAACUUAUUAGACUGAAUUUAGCCUGCAGUUUUAUUUGACCAGCACUUUUUUUUUUACCAGCAUAGUUUUAUUUUUACCAACAUCAUAAAAAGGGAUGAUUGGGCAUAAUUUUUACUGUUUCUUUUUAAGUUUAACAUGAUCUAGUUUAUCAUUUGACUCUUUGAUUUUGACUUAUCAAAUUACUUGUAUGUUUCAUCAGCUUAGUCGACACUUACAGAAGCUUAAAGCUGAUUUUAUGUGUGACUGCAUGAGUGACUACAUAUUUCCAGGUAAGAAAUGCUUCUUCCUAAAAGUGGAAGUCUUCUAACAUGCCUUGUAUGAUUUCUGACAUGUCUUUUGACUUGACUGAUUAGAUUGCAAAUACUACUCGGAAUAGUAGUAUAGGAAUAGAUUUUUUCAUCUUUACUUGAUUUGAUUGAGUUAUUUUAAUUUAUUUUAAAAUGUGGAAUGUAGAUAUAAAAAAAUGCAGCUAUUUUAGAUGCCAAGGACUUUCUUCUUUCUUCAUGUUCCUAAUUCAAUUAAUCAAAACCUUCCUUGAUGCAUCCACAAAGUAUACAGGAGACAGUAUUCUGGACCAGUACUGUGUUUUAGGCAUGCACUUUACUCCUUAAAAUAUCUACACACAGUUCUAAAUGGAGGUUUUCAGACUGUUGACAUGUUUGGCAUACCUUUUCAAGCAGACUAAUCCUAACAUGGACUAGUUUCACUGUGUUUUUCAAUUUAGGUCUAAUGUGAACUAGUGAAAUUUUCUCAACAUAGACUUUUCAACUUUGCUAUUCGUCACCAAACGUAACCGAACUUUCUGGGUUGUAGCAUCUCUACAUCUCUAAUCUGGAAAAACAGCAAUUAUUUUUGUACAUGUCCCUUUAAGUGUUAUUCAUGUAAUAAUGCAGUGAAUGUGCCUUAUUUAAAUGGGGUUGGAAUAACCUAUGAAAAAUCAUACAUCAGUGUUUUUCAGUGAUGAAUUAAAAAAAAGAAACUGUUCA